GAACCUGUACCUCCACCUGCUCCUGCUCCUGCCCGACCUCCCCCAAAGCAUGGCCUUCGAUACAGAAACCUUGACGAAGCAAUGGAAGCACUCGACACAGAUGGCAUUCCCCACGACUAUCCAGUUCCUCCAUAUGACGCCACAUUUCCCCAGAACCCAACGGACCGAGCCGCCUACAUCCGCCGGCUUUUCGAUGCCUUUGUCGACAUAGACUCGUGUAUUGACCGCGAAGACACCGAUGCUUUCGUCACCCGGUGGCAGGGAAUCCCCAACAACACAUCAUGCUACAGCCGAGGAGAUGUCGAAACAUGCUGCCAUCUACUCCUCGAGAUGGCCAUGGACCUACACACGAAGGGUCCACGUAGUCUCAACAUCUUCGACACGGGAAAAUUAGAGCAAGUGCACAAGUACCAUGGCUUUACCUUUGCGCAGCGGAUCGACAGUAUCUGUAAACUGUUAAGACUGAGUAAAGUCCGGUGUCAGUUGCUGCUGCGGUUUGAGGGCUUGGAAGUCGCGGUUGGAAUCCCGCCUUUGUUGGUUGCGCAGGUUAGGAUGAAUCUCAAGCAGAAUACAAAGAGGCGGGGUGCUGUG
Molecule: messenger RNA, 591 nt
Organism: Exserohilum turcica Et28A
Lineage: Eukaryota; Fungi; Ascomycota; Dothideomycetes; Pleosporales; Pleosporaceae
Exons: 1
Source: RefSeq, a predicted model, not a curated record